GGCAUUUCCAGGGGAUUACAUUUAACUCCUUUUGACUUCCGACCUGUGCACUAAAAAUUUUACACACAUCUACACUUUGAUGAGCCUGAAAAGAUUGAGGUAGAAAAACUAUAUUGGAAAAUAAGGCCAUGUCUUCAACUAAUACAGAAAUACUAACAAAAUUUGAAAAUAUCGAUCAUCUAUCACAGUAUCUCAACAAUAUAAUUAACAAUCUCUCGAACGAAACUCUAGAAUCCCAAGACCAAGACCUGGAAAAAACUAUCAAAAACUAUUUCCGACAAAGAGCAACCGAUGAAACUCAUCCUCUACCAGCAGAACUACCAAAUCACAUCCAAAAAGCUUUGGAAACUUCAUUCAAAAUACAUCAAAGUACCAUUACAAAUACCCUAAUGAAAGAAAAACUUUCAAAUAAGGGACAAAACUUGGUAGAACAGUACGAUUGGAAACUGCGCUGGGUUUUGGGUACUUCAAAGUUAGCAAAUCAAAGAGUACCAUUAUGUCAAUUGGAGUUGUAUUGUUCAAAGAAUUUGAUUAAUUUUGAAUGUACUUUUGAACAAGUUGAAGAAUUGAUUAAUGUAUUGAAUAAUGUUAAAAAGGAAAUUAAAUAAUAAUAAUAA
Messenger RNA from Ceutorhynchus assimilis (cabbage seed weevil), 617 nucleotides. Lineage: Eukaryota; Metazoa; Arthropoda; Insecta; Coleoptera; Curculionidae. The record is from the annotation of a GenBank genome assembly.